CAGGUUACCCUGUGUAAUACCAGUGAAAUAGUAAGGCAGUUGAAGAAAAGCUCUGGUAACUUGCUUAUCUUGCACGGCAAUUACUUAUAACUACUGCAGUUGUGAUCGCUAACGACCAUCAUGGCGCCUCAAGGUGACUCAGAGGUCAACGCUGUGUCCUUCGUUCUCAACGGCGAAGAACAUACAGUGUCGCCCCCCGCCGUGCCCCUGGACAUGCGCCUCGUGGACUACGUGCGCUACCACGUGGGGCUGCCGGGGACGAAGGUGAUGUGUCGGGAGGGCGGCUGCGGGGCCUGCAUCGUCGUGGCCACCGCCCCCGACCUGGGGGGAGGAGGCACCCGCACCUUCAGCGUGCAGGCCUGCCAGCUGCUGGUCUACGCCUGCGCCAACUGGCAGCUGGAGACCAUCGAGCACCUGGGCGGCCGCAAGAAGGGGUACCACAAGAUCCAGCAAGCACUGGCCGGCUUCUAUGGUACGCAGUGCGGGUACUGCUCUCCGGGCAUGGUCAUGACCAUGGCAGGGGAGCUGGGGAGGAAGGGGACGGUGACGAGUGGGGAGGUGGAGGGGGCGCUGGACGGCAACCUGUGCCGCUGCACGGGCUACCGCCCCAUCCUGGACGCCUUCAAGUCCCUGGCGGGGGACGGCGCCCCCGCCCUCAAGCAGCGCCUCGCCGACAUCGAGGAGGCGUACAAGACGACCUGCCCUCGCACGGGACAGCCUUGUGCUGGCAAGCUCAGCGACGGGACGUGUAGGAGUCAGGCGCGUGUUCAAGAACGACGGACCGUACACGAUGUUCAUCAGUCUAGCGCAGGUGCCGGAGAUGCAGCAGGUCAACAUAGCAGAGUCUCCCAUCAAACUGGGGGCGCGGCUCUCCCUCAACCAGUGCAUCGAUGUCUUCAGGUCGGUGUGUGAAGGCCCUAAGGCCGUGGCGGGCUACGGCCACCUGAAGGAGAUGGCCGACCACUGGCAGGUCGUGGCCAACCUCGCCGUCAGGAACAACGGGUCGUGGGCGGGCAACCUCGCCAUGAAGAACCGACACAAGAACUUCCCGUCCGACGUGUUCCUCACCCUCGCCGCCAUUGAUGCCCAGAUACUCGUGGCGAACGCGGCGACGCAGCAGCCGGAGCAGCACCCAGUGCUGGAGGUCCCCCAGCUGGACCUGCGGGGGAAGGUGAUCGUUGCGAUGCUGCUGCCCCCGCUGCCCGCGGGCACCCGCGUGCGCUCCUACAAGAUCACCCCGCGCGCCGUCAACGCCCACGCCUACGUCAACGCCGCCCUCCGCCUCCUGCUGGGGGACGACCUGACUGUGAAGGAGGCUCCCCGCCUCCUGUUUGGGGGACUGGGGGAACACUUCGUGUCAGCCAGCAACACGGAGCGCUACCUCAUCGGCAAGCGGUUGUCUGACGUCAGCGUCGUGCGGGAGGCCGCGCGCCUCUUGGCCGAGGAGGCCACGCCUCACCCAGACCCCCACCAAGGGUCCCCGGAGUACAGGCGCUCCCUGGUGCAGUGCCUCUUCUACAAGAUGGUGGUGGGGGUGGUGGGAGGCAGCCCCCGCGUGCGCUCGGCGGGAGACAAGAUCGUGCGCGGGCUGUCGUCGGGGCAGCAGAGUUUCGACGAGACCCCCGACACGUGGCCCGUCGGGCAGCCCCUGCCCAAGAUCGAGUCUCUUGUGCAGGUCGCGGGGGAAGCUCAGUUUGCGGAUGACGUGCCCCUGGCGGCCGGUGAACUGCACGCAUAUUUUGUUCAGGCGACGCAAGCCUGCGCCGCCAUAGACAGCGUCGACGCCACCCAGGCUCUGGCGGUGCCUGGUGUGGUGGACUUCGUGACUGCGGCAGACAUUCCUGGGAAGAACUCUUACUUCGCCAUGGAUAUGUUCGGUCCCGUCAAGCCUGACCCAGUGUUCGCUGUAGACCGGACCCUCUAUCACGGACAGCCCCUCGGGCUUAUUGUGGCCCGGGAUCGGGCCACGGCAGAGGCCGCUACAAAGCUCGUCAAAGUCACGUAUUCGGACAUCAAGAAGCCUGUCGUGUCCAUCCAGGAGGCCAUCAAGAAGGACCGCCUCGAGCUCCCUAUCGGGUGGGACGGCAAGCCUGCCUCGUCUGUCGUCUUCGGGGACCAGGAUGGUAAAGGGCUGAUGGAGAAGGCGUCGCAUAGGGUGAAGGGCAAGAUGGAGGUGCCCUCGCAGUACCACUUCACCAUGGAGCUAAUGACGGCGCGGGUGAUGCCCCUGGAGGACGGUUAUGACGUCAUCGCCACGACGCAGUUCAUGCAAGAGACGCAGAAGGUGGUCGCUGAGGUGCUCAACGUCCCGGCCAACAGCCUCAACCUGACCGUGCGGCGCCUGGGCGGGGGCUUCGGCCACAAGGUGUCGCGCUGCAAUCUGAGCGCCUGCGCCGUGGCGGUCGCCGCCGCUAAGCUGCGCCGCCCCGUGCGCCUCUUCCAGGACCUGCGCACUAACAUGUCUUCCAUCGGCUGGCGGGAGCCUUACUACGCCUCCUACGAGGUGGGAUUCUCAGACACAGGGAGGCUGGAGGCCGUGGCUAUGGAGGUCUACUCAGGGGUUGGCCACGUGCCAAAUGAGUCUACGGCCGUGAUGGCCAGCAAUAUCGCCACCAACGUCUACUUCAGUCCAUCAUGGACCAUUUCUCCCCAAAACGCCAUUCUGGACACGGCGGCCAACACCUGGUGCCGCACUCCUGGGCACGUGGAGUACAUCGCGUUCGCAGAGAACAUCAUGGAUCACGUUGCUGCUGAGCUGGGUAAGGAUCCUCUGGAGGUGCGGGAGAUCAACAUCCUAAAUAUCGCGGACGAGAAGCAGCCUGCCGACGGAGGACCGAACGUCUUCAAGACCUCCAUCCUGCCGGUGCUAAAGGAGAAGGCAAUGCUGGAGCAGCGCAAGCUGGAGGUCGAGCAAUUCAACCGGGAGAACCGUUGGCGCAAGCGUGGCCUGGCGGUGACGCCCAUGAAGUACCCAUACGACUACCCGCCCCUGCGCUACGGCAUCCUGGUGUCCAUCUACGAGCAGGACGGCACCAUCGCCAUCAGCCACGGCGGCAUUGAGAUGGGCCAGGGCAUGAACACCAAGGCUGUUCAGGUGGCCGCGGCAACUAUGGGGCUGCCAAUGCAGCAGUUCAUCGUGAAGCCCACGAGCAACGUGACCACCGCCAACUCUACCGUCACGGGGGGCUCGUUCGGCUCUGAUCUCGUCUGCCAAGGCGUGAAGCUGUGUUGUGAACGCCUCAAGGCGCGUCUGGACGCCUUCAAGGCGACGCAGGACCCCGCCAUCACGUGGCCGGAGCUUGUGAAGAAAGCCAUCCUCGCCGACGUGGACAUCAGCGAACGAUAUUGGCCCAACACGUCAGAGUUCCCCAAGGGAUACACCAUCUGGGGAGGAGCGUGUGUUGAGGUUGAGGUCGACGUGCUCACCGGCAUGCACGUG
Molecule: messenger RNA, 3439 nt
Organism: Hyalella azteca
Lineage: Eukaryota; Metazoa; Arthropoda; Malacostraca; Amphipoda; Hyalellidae
Product: xanthine dehydrogenase
Molecular function (GO): FAD binding; 2 iron, 2 sulfur cluster binding; iron ion binding
Source: RefSeq, a predicted model, not a curated record